Aspergillus steynii IBT 23096 is the source of this 1555-nucleotide messenger RNA. Its product is annotated as Brix domain-containing protein. Bases 74 to 1426 code for a protein of 450 amino acids. The record is from RefSeq and is a predicted model, not a curated record. Gene Ontology annotation, cellular component: preribosome, large subunit precursor. The transcript is spliced from 2 exons. Gene Ontology annotation, biological process: ribosomal large subunit assembly; rRNA processing. Gene Ontology annotation, molecular function: rRNA binding. Lineage: Eukaryota; Fungi; Ascomycota; Eurotiomycetes; Eurotiales; Aspergillaceae.
GCUCCGGGCAACAGAGGAGAAUUUCUCGACACAACCAUCUUCCCAUUUUCACCGUUCCUUUGCAGAUUUCAAAAUGGCAAAGGGUCGCACUAAGAAGCGCACUCAUGUUCGCGCGCAAAAUGCCUCCGCAAGUGCCAGAGGCGGCGGCGCAUCGAUGAGCAAAGCCCCGAAAUCUAUGGUCAUCCGAGUCGGCGCUUCUCAAGUCGGCUCCAGUGUCACCCAACUGGUCAAGGAUGUUCGUUUGAUGAUGGAACCCGAUACGGCCGUGCGAUUGAAGGAACGCAAAUCCAAUAGACUGAGGGAUUACACCUCCAUGACCGGUCCUCUCGGAGUCACGCAUCUCAUGCUCUUCUCGAAGUCGGCGACUGGCAACACUAAUCUGCGUAUGGCUCUCACGCCGCGUGGUCCGACCCUCCAUUUCAAGGUCGAGAGCUACUCGCUGUGCAGGGACGUCGAGAAAGCCAUGAAGCGUCCCAGAGGUGGAGGCCAGGACCACAAAACCCCGCCGCUCUUGGUGAUGAACAACUUCAACUCCCCGAACGCCGACGAGAACUCCAGAGUCCCGAAACGUCUCGAGUCUCUCACCACGACUGUCUUCCAGUCGCUCUUCCCGCCCAUCAACCCCCAAGCCACCCCCCUCUCUUCCAUCCGCCGUGUCAUGCUCCUGAACCGUGAACUUUCUCCCGAAUCUGAAAACAAAGACGAAGAAGACUCUUACGUCCUAAAUCUACGACACUACGCGAUCGCCACGAAAAAGACCGGCGUCUCGAAACGGAUCCGUCGUCUAGACCCCAAGGAGGUUCGCAACAAGGAAAAGAAGGGCGCCGCCGUGCCCAACCUGGGGAAGUUGGAGGAUGCUGCCGACUACCUGCUGGAUCCCUCGGCUGCCGGCUACACCUCCGCCAGCGAGACCGAGAUGGACACCGACGCGGAGGUGGAGAUCGCCGAGAGCACCACGAAAAAGGUCCUGACGAAGAGGGAGCUGCAGCGCAUGAAGGCCGGCGAGAAGGACAAGGCCCAGAAGAAGCUGAACGCUACCCCGGGCGUUGAAAAGCACGCGGUGAAAUUGGUUGAGCUGGGUCCGCGUCUCCGGCUCCGACUCAUGAAGGUCGAGGAGGGCCUGUGUGAGGGCAAGGUGAUGUGGCACGACUUCAUCAGCAAGUCCCAAGAGGAAACCAACGCCCAGGAGAAGAACUGGGAUCAGAAGAAGAAGGAGAAGGAGGCGAGAAAGAAGCAGCAGAAGGAGAACAUCGAAAAGAAGAAGCAGGAUAAAGCGAAGGCUCGGGCUGAAGGCAAGGGCGGAGACGACGAGGAAGACGAGGAUGAUGAGGACGAUUGGCUCAGCGACGAUUUUGACGAGGGCGAGGGUACGGAGGAUAAGGACGAUGUUGAGAAUGACGAUGACGAUGAUUCCAUGGAGGAAUAGAUUGGCCACUUCCCAAGUUGUGCAAGGCAAAAAUGAAUGUGAAAGGAGUCUCACUGCUAGGACUCCAAAAAUUUAUACCCGCCAUAAUCUGCUAGACUUUUUUUCUCACUACAGAAAUACAAAAGCGAU